UGUGUGUGAUACCCUUGUCAACACAGCGCCAGCCCAAACAAUUACUUCGACACAUCUCAAUUUGAAAUAUCAGUUAACAUGUGAGAUAAACUCGCUCAACCGUUCUGCGUGGUCAAAGUCGUCCCGUCGUAUCGCUCGCCUGAUAACUCUAAGGUGCUCGCUCAGUCGCCGUCUGGCAGUUGGCUGGUCCGCGCUUACCGGCGUUCCGUAGAAUCUCCCUCACUAACCGUACCGCAGACACGAUGAAGCACAAACAGAAAGUUUACAUUACGUCUGUGGACGACUCCGAGUCCUCGAACCGGGCGCCAACGCCGCCGGCCCAUCGGUCCCUUCCUCCUUCUCCUGAGCAGCUGAAGCAGCAUCCACAGCCGAUACCGUCGAUUGAUCUGACCAUGGCCUUGAGCGACAAGUACGGUGUCGGCGGCAGCUAUGACGACAAUGGCGGCUCCGCCGACGAGAUGCAGCAAAUUAACGCGACCAGCUUGACGACCCCGGGUACGGGGAUGACCUCGCGGGAUUCUUCCAUUAAAGGUCAUGAUGGGGCGGGUUGUGCCAGGUUGGGUCAACUGGUCCCAACCGUUGACGCUGCUGGCCGUCUUUCUGACAAGCAUCCUCCUGGACCCAACCCAUCAGCCAACACUCCGUCCUCCGGCGAUCCAAAGUCAUCUAAUGGCCAGCAAAUUAACGCACCACUUUUGGGGCCGCCCAACAACGUGGUCCAUCAACAGCAGCCCCUUCAUCGCCGACUGCAUCGACACUACAAACAGUCGUUGAAAUUAAAAGCAAAUAGCUCCACCCCACCAACGCCGCCCGGAGUGGCCACCGUAAAAAUGGCCACCCUCUACUGCUGUCCGUCCGGUCAACCGUGUGACAAGAUGAAAAAUCAACACGACAUAUUAAUUCAUUUGCAAAAGUCACAUCAAACGAGUGUCGUCCAGUAUUACGUGGCCCCCGGGGAACCGGUCCGGGUCCAUCUGGCCGCCGAGAAGGCCUCGUGCGUGACGUGCGUGGUGCUGGUGCGGGGCGACGACGAGAAUAACAACAAUCACGGCGCUGUCAACCAGAGCUGCCCCAGGACGAAUCGCGCUAAUUGCCGAUUCCAGGAGCUGUUCUUUGUGGCCAAGUUUCGGUGCAUGGAAUCGGCCGGACAGGCGCUGUACUGGCUGUGGCAUCUCGGGGCGCAGGAAGCAUAUCACCAUAAACGUGCAUCUUCUGCACGCCAACACGACCUCACCAAUACCAGCAACCGACUUCCGGCAAGAACUUCGGCUGCAAAAGAGCGAAAGAGCGAACAAGUUGGGGAGAGGAGAGCGUUUCUACGGAUCGGAGGGUUCCACAUCUCUCAACGCUUCGGGGUUGCUCAGUUCCCGGCGAUCCAAGCAAGCGAACGGAUCGCACUUUCGCGGUUGUCCGCGAUCAUUACACGUCAAAGUCACGUGAAGCCCUCGAACCGAACAAACGAACUUCCGCGGCGUGCGCGAACGUAUCCGGAUCUCGCCGGUGGCCAACUACUGCCACGACUCGGAUCGGACACAUCCCGGCGGACGACGGCAGCCCGGGGCGCCGAAGAAUUCCAGCAGAAGCGGUACAGCGGAACGACUCUGGUCGGCGGAACGCGUGCGGCGGGAGGCCGCGUAUCGAAGGCGCGCGGUGGCUGGUUCUGGACCGGAGGCCGUGGCGCAGGUUUGCUGCUGAAGAACGGCGGUGUAGUGUUGGUUGUUGGUCGUGCCCAGGAGGAGGAAGAGAAGAUUGAACUAAUAAAGAAGUGCUUUGUGACAGAGAGAAGAAGAAGAGGACGCCAAGGGCGAAGGUUGAGGCCAUGUAGGGGAAGUUGGGGUCAAUAAAUCAUUAUAAGUCGAUAAA
Messenger RNA from Culex quinquefasciatus (southern house mosquito), 1863 nucleotides. RefSeq lists its product as uncharacterized. The record is from RefSeq and is a predicted model, not a curated record. NCBI's taxonomy places the organism in Eukaryota, Metazoa, Arthropoda, Insecta, Diptera, Culicidae. The transcript has 6 exons. The coding region runs from base 243 to 1844 and encodes 533 amino acids.